Centruroides sculpturatus (bark scorpion) is the source of this 1295-nucleotide messenger RNA. Its product is annotated as synaptoporin-like. Gene Ontology annotation, cellular component: synaptic vesicle; synaptic vesicle membrane. The coding region runs from base 291 to 1148 and encodes 285 amino acids. The record is from RefSeq and is a predicted model, not a curated record. NCBI's taxonomy places the organism in Eukaryota, Metazoa, Arthropoda, Arachnida, Scorpiones, Buthidae. The transcript is spliced from 6 exons.
AUUUAAUUAAAUUAUUUAUGCAUUACAUUUUAAAAAUUUGAUUUCUUACAUAAUCUAAAAAGUUGCAUCAGAAAGCAUGGACAUUAAUACCUCUGUAAAUUGAAAAUGAAGUCAUGGACUCCUAUUUUUUUACAUUUAAAUGGACCCUCAUUACAUUUUGGAUUCCUCAUCGCUAUUAAUGGAAAAUGAAAAAGUUUAAUCAAAAUUGAUCAAAAAGAUUUUGAGAACAAACACAAUUCUGUAAGCCACAUAGAAGAGGCUUUGCUAACACUCCAUCUCAAUGAAGUAACAUGGAUCUGAAUUUGCGAGUAUUGAUUGAGCCUCGAGGAUUCAUUAGAGUUAUUCAACUUCUGAUGUCAAUAUUUGCUUUUGCCACCACAUCUGGUUUUGAUGCAACUACAACAUUUGAGGUUAUAUGUACAGGCUGGAGGAAAACAUAUCAUUACAAAUUUGAAUAUCCAUUUAAAAUGUCAUCAUCAGCACUUCGAGUAGCAAGUCAGUGUGGAACUUCACUAGAUAAUAUUACAAUUACAACAGAAUAUUUUCCAUUUGAUUUUUCUGGAAGUGCAGAAUUUUUUGUAGCUACUGGGGUGCUCUCAUUUCUGUACAGUAUUUUUAUAUGUGUGUUGUAUGUAUUUGCUCAUGGCCUGUACAGUACUAAUCCUGUCACCCCCAUUGUAGAUUUAGGUGCAACUGGUGUUUUGGCUAUAUUUUGGUUGGCAGGCUCAAGUGCUUGGUCUCAAGGAGUUAGUGAUUUAAAAUAUUACACCAAUCCAAGCAAUUUCUUUGAGUAUUUGGAUGUUUGUAAAACAUCUAAUACAUGCAAGACAGUAUCAAGUGGAAAUUUUGCUUCAUUAAAUGUGUCUCUAAUAUUUGGAUUUGCAAAUUUUUUCUUGUGGACAUCUAGUAUGUGGUUUGUAUAUAAGGAGACAUAUUUCCACCUUCAACGACAAUCACAGAUGGGACCAAAAUACCCAUCACCUCCACAAGAUGACUUUGCUCCUAAAAUGCAAUAUCCUAACCAGCAACAAUUUGUUCAACAAUCACAAAUGCCAGGACAACAAUAUAUACAACAAGGAUCUAAUUUUCAGCCUCAAUCUCCUGUUCAACAUCAAGAUUUGGGACAACCAAUUGGUAAUAAGUAUUAAGAAGGGAUAUUUUGAAUGCAAAAAAGGAAGUUUAAGAAAAUUUGGCACAAGAGGUUAUAAGAUAUUUAAUAGUAUUAAUUAUAAAUUACUUGAUUUAUUACAUUUUGUAAAUUAUUAUUAUUUAGUAACAUAUUUCACUACUAACAA